UAAAUAUAUUUAACAAAAGCCCUGAAAAAGAAGAUAGGCGAUCAACAGAAUUUAUAUUAAUUAAGAUGAAAGUGACGGUGGAGAUACUGAUGGGGCGGGUGUUUGACGUCCAGGUGGAGAAGGACGCCACCGUAGAAGACUUGAAGAGGGAGAUCUGCAUUCAAGAUGAGCGGCUGCGGCCGGAGAAUAGGUUGUUCUUCUUGAUGCAUCUCGACGGCGACGGCGACCACUGCUUGAUGUGCGACGCCGACGGCGACGGCGACGGCGAACGCUGUUUGAUGUGCGACGACGAGGCUCCGCUCGUAGAUUAUGGUGUCCGAGAUGGGUCCCAUGUCUAUCUCUUUUUUACUCUCCCCGGUCCUCCUCCAGAUCAUAUGUAUGAUAAAAUAUGAAUUAAUGGCGGCGGAGACAAGAAACCGCCCGCCGGAAUCAGCUCUUUUCUUCCUUUAAGUCCUCCACCUUAGCUUUUUAUUACUUGGUUAAUUCAUUUUCAGACAAACAUGUACGUAGGGAAAAAUGGAAAAUUAGAGCGAUUUCGAUCAAGUAGU
Messenger RNA from Cuscuta europaea, 548 nucleotides. NCBI's taxonomy places the organism in Eukaryota, Viridiplantae, Streptophyta, Magnoliopsida, Solanales, Convolvulaceae. The record is from the annotation of a GenBank genome assembly.